This is a messenger RNA of Leptosia nina, 762 nucleotides long. NCBI's taxonomy places the organism in Eukaryota, Metazoa, Arthropoda, Insecta, Lepidoptera, Pieridae. The record is from the annotation of a GenBank genome assembly.
AUGGAUUUUUUGAGUCCAGCUUCCGGCGACGGUAAUUCAAGGUCGCCGCUGCCUAUACCGAAAAAUGAAAACUUACCUGUAACUCAUGAAUCCUUAUUAGAAAAUGAUAUUUUGAAAGAUGAUAAAUCAGAUACAAAAAGUACUGACGAUACAAACGAGAAUGAAGGUAAUGAGAAUGAAAAUAAUUUAAAGGAGAGAAUACAGCAAUGUCGGAGUAUUAUAGAGUCUUUGAAGCUUGAAUUGACUGAAGAGAAAGCUCGUUUAGAAAGAGAGACCAAGACUUCCCAACAUCAUCCCAAAAACAUUGAACCAACAGUAACUUCAGAUUCAAUUUCAUCUGUGGACGAUCCUUAUCCUCCGAAUUUCUAUAGUUCUUGCGUGGAAAGUAAGUUAACAUGUGAUGAAAAUCUUAUUCAAUAUGAAAAACAAUUAGAGAGAUAUCAAAACACACUAAACAUGGCACAAAUCGAGAAGAAGAAUGCGAUCAGGAAGCAAAUGAUAGCGAAAGCUUACAAGCUCAAAUUGCUAGAAGUUGAAAACCAAUGUAACAUCGAACUUCUACGCGUGAAGCAGAGCUUGCAGUGUCUGGAACCCCUGCAAAUGAUCGCCAAUAAGUGGAAAACUAGCACCGAUGAAUAUGCUUACGAUUUGGACAACUUCGAGCUGAUGCCUCGUUAUCCUGAAUUGCACGCCAUGUCCGGCAGCGACGUUUCUUCUGUGGAUUCUGACUCCAAAAACAAAUCGGCGAUAACGCCGGAUUAG